Drosophila hydei is the source of this 874-nucleotide messenger RNA. RefSeq names its product C-type lectin domain family 4 member K-like. Lineage: Eukaryota; Metazoa; Arthropoda; Insecta; Diptera; Drosophilidae. The transcript has 2 exons. The record is from RefSeq and is a predicted model, not a curated record. Gene Ontology annotation, molecular function: signaling receptor activity. The coding region runs from base 19 to 750 and encodes 243 amino acids.
AUUGUCUGGGUGUUUCAGAUGGCGAAAGGGUUUGCAAUGAUCAGCACAAACUUUCCUCUAGCAAUAAUCUUUUUAAUUGGAAUUUUAAUUCCGAUUAUCGCGAUGCGAAGGAGCAAUGAGCAGGUUUGCGAGAAUUCAAUACAACUAGAAAAUGAUUGUGGUCGAUAUUGCUUCAGGAUAGUUAAGCCUGUAUUGGACCACACCAGGGUGCUACAGCGGCAGGUGGAGGGCUGUAAUAUGAAUGAGAAAUCGGAAUUUAUAAGUAAAUUCGAACAAAUUGAACGUUUGCUGCUUGAAAAGUUUGAUGCAUUUGAAGAAGCCAUGACAAAUAUGGUCGAAAGUCUCAGUGAUAUGAGACCAUUUCAGAAAAUCGGUGCCAAAUACUAUUUCAUAGAGAACCAACUGCCUUUAAGCUGGUUUGAUGCCGCUGAGAGAUGCCGCCUAAUGGGUGCGCACCUGGCGAGCCCGCAGAAUAAAUUCGAAUACGAUGCCCUGAAGGCAAAUUUACAUAAAACCUAUUAUUGGCUGGACAUUAACAGCUUGGCUAAAAACGGCGAGUUCACCUCGGCAACAACUGGUGAAAAGGCAAAGUUUCUCCAAUGGCAGCGAGGCGAGCCGAACAAUGUCAAGGACAAUGAAAAGUGUGUGAUACUGCCCGGAUGGCCAGGCAACCAUAUGAACGAUGAAGAUUGCAAGAAAACAUUCUACUUUGUCUGUGAGAAAGGUCGACACAUGCUUAAGGCGCAUUGACAAUGCUUUCUAUAAUUCGCAAUAAAUGAUUUCUUUUGUUCUGCUCUCUGUAAUAUGAAGUGCUUCAGAUCUUGAUGUAAAAUCAAUUUAAUAUACUCAAAUAAAAUGUCCCUUUUCUGUCCAA